Molecule: messenger RNA, 978 nt
Organism: Nicotiana attenuata
Lineage: Eukaryota; Viridiplantae; Streptophyta; Magnoliopsida; Solanales; Solanaceae
Product: GTP-binding protein SAR1A
Exons: 3
Coding region: 217-798 (193 amino acids)
Biological process (GO): endoplasmic reticulum to Golgi vesicle-mediated transport; intracellular protein transport; vesicle organization
Cellular component (GO): COPII vesicle coat; endoplasmic reticulum exit site
Molecular function (GO): GTP binding; GTPase activity
Source: RefSeq, a predicted model, not a curated record
CAACAAUACGUUAGUUCCUCUCUCUCUCUCAUACGCAAACAAACAACCGCGCUCUCUCCCUCUGUAGCGAUAAAGUCUACCGUUUCGAGGAAAGAUUCUCCCUUGAAUCCUUCGAGAAAUUGCGAUACUCUUUUUGCUCUUAUAUCAUUCGGUCCAUCAAACACCUUUGUCUGUUUUCUUAAAUCUGUAUCUUAGGGCUUGUAGUCAAUCAAAAGAAUGUUCUUGGUCGAUUGGUUCUACGGAGUUCUCGCAUCGCUUGGUCUGUGGCAGAAAGAGGCUAAGAUCUUGUUCUUAGGCCUUGAUAAUGCCGGCAAAACUACCUUGCUUCAUAUGUUGAAAGACGAGAGAUUGGUUCAACAUCAGCCAACACAAUACCCGACAUCAGAGGAGCUUAGUAUCGGGAAAAUUAAGUUCAAGGCAUUUGACUUGGGUGGGCAUCAGAUUGCUCGUCGAGUGUGGAAAGAUUAUUACGCUAAGGUGGAUGCUGUUGUUUAUCUGGUGGAUGCCUAUGACAAAGAAAGGUUUGCCGAAUCUAAGAAAGAGCUGGAUGCUCUCCUCUCUGAUGAGUCGUUGGCCAGUGUUCCGUUUCUUAUACUGGGUAACAAGAUAGACAUCCCGUAUGCUGCAUCAGAAGAUGAAUUGCGUUACCACAUGGGGCUAACGGGCAUCACAACUGGCAAGGGAAAGGUAAACCUGGCGGAAUCCAAUGUUCGUCCCCUUGAGGUAUUCAUGUGCAGCAUAGUCCGCAAAAUGGGAUAUGGAGAAGGCUUCAAAUGGCUCUCUCAAUACAUUAAAUAACACAUGUAGGAAGUGAAAUAUUGUCAUUUUGUUUUGCUUAUGCUUUUGUACUGGAUAUGAGUUGGAACGUCUGUUUGAAAGCACUGUUGAUUAUGCUUCUCUUGUUCUAGCUUUCUAGGAAUAUGGUGAACGAAAGGAUGUUCAAGAUUUCUUGUUACAUAACAAAAUGUUUUACUGAAA